CUAAAAAAAAUACUUUUGUAACAAAGUAGAAAGGAAGAUAUUUCUUUGUUUUUUUUUUUCUCAUUUCUCCUGCAUUGGUCGAUGCAACGGACGCAAUUGCAUUUAGUUUCUUUUAGUGAAUAUCUAGAAUAUUAUGUGCGAUUACCAUUACAAAGUAUAGUAAAUAGUAACCUAUAACAUAUUGUUAUGAUUCAACUCUUUAUGCGACGCUUGUUUUGUUCAUUGAAUUAUAUAUUUCGUAACAGAAAUCUUCAACAGUUACAAAAUGUUCCAAUGAAGAAAGAAUAUUAUCAUAUUAUACAUGUAAAUAAAAUUAUAAUAAUUCCAUAGACUAUGGCUACUGAUUAUCCAUUGACAAGAAGAAUACUCGCUUUAUGUUAUAAAAAAGAAACAAUAUUAUAUAAUAUAUUUCUAAAUAAUUAUUUAUAAAAUCAUGAAAUUUAAAUUUUAAUCAUGUCCAUGUUUCAAAGCCAGUUAGACUUUGUCUGUGACUACUGCAGUCGGCCGUUUACAAGAAAAUACAAUCUACAAACACAUAUAGAGAAUUGUCAUUUGAAUAGCUCUUGUUGUUGUGAGAUUUGCGAGCAAAGAUUCAAGAGCCCAGCUGGGCUUCAGCUUCAUCUAACGAGAGGUCACAAUCGUAAUGGCGAACCAUACCCAGAGUGCGAGCUAUGCGGUCGCAUAUUUACCAGGAAACAAAAUAUAAUUUCACACAUGCUCAGUGUUCAUUUACAAGGUCUGAUGCCCAAUCAACAGUGCAAUUUAUGCUUUAAAACGUUCACCACAGAACGUAAUUUGAAACGACAUGUCUCACAGGUGCAUAACCCAAACAUUCAACAUCCAACUUGCAACGAAUGCGACAAAACAUUUAUAGGCAAACACUCUUUAAUUGAACAUAUUAAAUCUACCCAUGGCUGUUCUGAGAAAGAUGCCAUAAAAUGUCACAUGUGUGAUAAAGAGUACACUAAUAAUAGGAACUUAAAAAGACAUAUUGAAAUGUAUCAUGGUGAGAAAGGGGAGUACAGAUGUGAUAUUUGUCCAAAAGUGUACACUUCCAAUCAGAGUUUAAGGAGGCAUCUGCGUACUUGUCAUUGGAUAGAAGACCAAGAGACUUUACAGUGCGGUUAUUGUGAAAAAUUGAUACCAGGUAAAGAAAAUUUAGAGACACAUGUUACGUUCUAUCACAGACAAGAGACGUAUCUCUCUGAUUAUGAUGUCGAUAGGAAAACAGAAGAGUUCGCAUGCAAUACUUGUAAUAAUUCAUACGAAGAGGAAUCACUGCUACGGCAACAUAUAAAAAUGGAGCAUACAUUUGAUAUUUUCUAUAAAUACUGUAAAAUGGCUCUUCUAAAACAAGUAGAGAAGAAUGAUAAUAACAAAAUAAAGACUGUGUUUUAUAAUUGUGAAUUUUGUAAUAACAUGUUUACAAGUGUGUACGAAUUUAAAGAUCACAUGAAAGUCAAUCAUGAUAAAGAGUAUUGCUUGUCGACGUGUAAUGUUUGUUUCAAUAAGUUCUACAGCAAGGAUACAAUGUCAGAGCACAAAAAGAUAUGUCUUCCACCGCCAAAUGUGAACAGCUGUGGACACUGCGACAAGUUGUUCACAGAUGUGAGCAGUUUAGAAUUCCACACGAGAAUAUUUCAUCCGCAAGCUCAUAUCGCCGAUUCCAAUAUCACAUCAACAAAUGACGAUAUAGAAAACGCGUACAAAUGCAAACAUUGUAAUAGAAUCUACUACAGCGAUAGGUCGUUAAAACACCAUAUUAAGUUGAAACACACAACAGACGAAGCUAUGGAGUGCGAGUACUGUGGGAAAGUUUGCAGCAAUAAAUAUUAUUUGGCAUCCCAUAUAAAGAUAGUGCACACAAACAAUUCCUGGUCCAAAUGUGAUUAUUGUGAUAAACAGUUCAAAUCUAAACGAAAUAUCCGGAGGCACAUUGAAUACACACAUCUAGGUAUGCAACGGUAUAAAUGUAUCGAAUGUGAGACCCUGUUUAAAGAAAAGAGAAGUUUGAGAAAGCAUGUUCGAACCAAGCACCCGAAUUCGGCAGCAUUUCCACAAUGUCAUAUAUGCCACAAAAGGUUUGAAUCGGCCAAAUCCUGCAAGAUACACUUGAAGUUACUCCACUCAUUCAAUAUGAAUACGCACCCUUGUGAUCUGUGCUCUGUAUCCUUUAGCUCAAACGAAGCUCUAAGCAUACAUUUGCAAACGAAACAUUUAGCCGAAGACGAGAUAUACAAAUGUGAGCAUUGUAAUUUAGUGUUCAAAGGGCUUGACAAAUUCGAACAGCACAACGAACUAUGUCACGUCAAUUUAGUACCGAAUAUAAAACAAAAGGUUCUGCCUCGAUGUAUUAUCUGUAUGAAAGACUUCAGUACUAGAAAAACUUUGAAGCGUCACAUUAAAAAGUUUCACAACGAAUUCGAUGCGGACGAAUUGGCCACAUUCGGUUCUCGACACCGGGUGUUCAAUGUCGAAUGUGAGGACUGCAUCAAAAACUUUCAGGACGACUUCUACUACAAUAUAUAUCAGAAAUUGAAGCAUUUACGCGAUUCGAUAAUAUUUAAAUGCGAGAGUUGCACAUCUACUUAUAAUUCGUUGGAAUUCUCCAUUCAGAGGUACAAGUUGAGUCAUUAUGACACGUGUAAAAGUAAAAUGGUGCUGAGCGAGUUAUGUACAGCGGAGAUGAGCGACGAAGAGGCGUCGUACAGCGGAUUUGGUUCUUUACACCAAAUGUUGCCGGAGAGUACUACGAAUGAUGUGAAAUUAGAGCCAAGCGAAUUUUUAACAGAGGGAGAAAUUAAGACUGAACCCAUGACACCAUAAAAUACUUAUAAAGUCGACAUAAGCUUAUCAUAGAUUAUACUCAUUCACUUAUUUAUGAUUAUUUUCCGGGUGGAGGGGUAAAGGAGCGAUGGUCAUUGAUAAAAACGUAUGUAGGUAUCCCACACGUCUGCGCAAAGCUGAAAUCUCCGUUCGUAUUCAGUGAUCUCGCACCAGAAAAAUUCUGGGUUGGGCACGGCUCACUUACACUCCCGAUACAUAUGCUAUGAACACAAGUGAAGCCAUUUCUAAAAUGGGUAGUACAGUAGAUUUUAAACAAGCAUAAAACCGUAUAUACUGCGACACAGACAAAGCAUCUCUACUACAGUGUAGUAGAGUGCUUUUUAUGACGGCACAGAUACAUAACUUUGACACUUUAAAAGUAAAUUUAGCGCCAAUUUAUUUUUUUAAAAUCUGCAAACAGUCUAAAGAUGCGGUGGUGGUAUAUAUAUAUAUAUAUGAUAUUUUUAUUACAGUGAAAAAACCUGUGACUACAUACAGAUGAUAUUUGAUUGUAUUUUUUUUUUAUUUAAUUAAAUUAAACUUUACUUAUUUAUAAAUGAUGUUCCCAUAGAUUCCCUUAUUUUUAAAAUAAGAAAAUCUAUAGGGAAAUAUAGUAUAAAAAAAUAUACUUAAUUAAAAGUAGCAACAGGAAACUUAAAUUUUUGUAUAUUAUGUUUAGUUGUUAAACCUCUUUAAAUCAAUAAUGUAUAAUUAAAAAAAAAAUAAACAGCUUUCUUCAAGGAACAGUUACAUAUAAAAAAAUUAUCCAUUUUACAAACUGUAUGGUUUUACAUAAUUUAUUUAAAUAUUUUUUUUUGUCAUAUGGAAUAGUAUCUGACAGUUUCAUAUAUUGUACCCAUAUAUUUUUUUUAUAAUGUACUUUUAUUCCAGAUAUUAGCAAUAAUUACCUUAAAACCUUUAUUAUUUACCUGCUAUUGUAAAUUAAAAUAUUUACCUGCUUACAUUAUUGAAUAAAAAAAAUAUAUUAAAAAAAUCGUUUUUCUUGAAUACUCUAUCUGAAAAUACAAUACAAUAUAAAAAUAUUAAUGUUUUUUUUUUUUAUCAUAAGUAUCAGGAGAGGGGAGGGGUUAUUGCAACAGAAACUUUGUUAUUCAUUAGACUAAACUUCUUAAAAAGUCUGUACGACUGAAAAGUAAUAGAAUAAUUACUAGUACCGCAUUCGAGUGUUCUGACACUUCCCUAUGGUUGACUGGGAGAGAAUGCUUUUUGCAUUAAGUCCGCCAUGUACACAUAUAUGUACUAA
Molecule: messenger RNA, 4090 nt
Organism: Galleria mellonella (greater wax moth)
Lineage: Eukaryota; Metazoa; Arthropoda; Insecta; Lepidoptera; Pyralidae
Product: PR domain zinc finger protein 5-like
Exons: 2
Coding region: 454-2826 (790 amino acids)
Biological process (GO): regulation of transcription by RNA polymerase II
Cellular component (GO): nucleus
Molecular function (GO): RNA polymerase II cis-regulatory region sequence-specific DNA binding; DNA-binding transcription activator activity, RNA polymerase II-specific
Source: RefSeq, a predicted model, not a curated record